Messenger RNA from Papaver somniferum (opium poppy), 1422 nucleotides. Its product is annotated as pentatricopeptide repeat-containing protein At1g05750, chloroplastic-like. The transcript is spliced from 7 exons. The coding region runs from base 1 to 1422 and encodes 473 amino acids. The record is from RefSeq and is a predicted model, not a curated record. Gene Ontology annotation, molecular function: protein binding; RNA binding. Lineage: Eukaryota; Viridiplantae; Streptophyta; Magnoliopsida; Ranunculales; Papaveraceae. Gene Ontology annotation, biological process: RNA modification.
AUGGCGGAUAAUUCUUCAAAGACUUUACAACCUCUUGAAAAGUUGGACCUGAAAAGCCAACAAGUUUGCAUGUUUGAUGCUCGAAUGGGAAAGUGUACCCAUGCGUGGUUAGUAAGAAGAGUUUUUUGCAAUGCAAAACCUCUAUUGACUCAGAUGAUCGAGUACUAUUCAGUUCUGGGCCAAGUUGAUUUGUCCGAAAAGGAAUUUAAGAUGAUUCGCAAACCUUGGGUGGAUCAGCAUAAUAUUCUGCUCCAUUCUUAUGCACUCGGUGGAGAAUCUGUUAAAGGAAUGGAACUCUUCAGUUCUAUGAAAAACAAGGGUAUCUACCCAAACUUAUCCACUUUUACUGGUGUGUUGUCAUGUUGUUCACAUGGAGGUCAGGAUUUAAUGAACGAGGCUCUUCGCUUUUUAGAACCUAGGCCGACCUCUGUAAUGCUAAAUACAGUCUUAGCACAUUGCACUCCUGGUGGAAAUUUGAACUUAGCUCAGAAUGUCUUUGGAAGGAUGCUGAAAUAUGGUUUUAAAGAAGAUGGAAAUUUAAGACACUCAUUCAAUGCAGUUAAAGGUUUGGUGAAAGAAGUAAAGCUAAUAGGAGUAUCUGACAGAGCUAAAACGUAUCUUAGGAAAGCGCCUUAUGGUGAUCUUGUCAUGAUGUAUGAAUUUGAUGUUGCUGCUCCAAAGAACAUGAAACAAAUAACAACUAACAAGCAUGGGGUUGUGAAGCUUUUAAACUGUUUUGAUAGAGAUUGUGAGGUUGUUGGUGCUGAUUCAAAAGAUGAUGUUGUGUAUGGUAUGAUGCAGUUGGACCUGAAAAGCCAACAAGUUUGCAUGUUUGAUGCUCGAAUGGGAAAGUGUACCCAUGCGUGGUUAGUAAGAAGAUGUUUUUGCAAUGCAAAACCUCUAUUGACUCAGAUGAUCGAGUACUAUUCAGUUCUGGGCCAAGUUGAUUUGUCCGAAAAGGAAUUUAAGAUGAUUCGCAAACCUUGUGUGGAUCAGCAUAAUAUUCUGCUCCAUUCUUAUGCACUCGGUGGAGAAUCUGUUAAAGGAAUGGAACUCUUCAGUUCUAUGAAAAACAAGGGUAUCUACCCAAACUUAUCCACUUUUACUGGUGUGUUGUCAUGUUGUUCACAUGGAGGUCAGGAUUUAAUGAACGAGGCUCUUCGCUUUUUAGAACCUAGGCCGACCUCUGUAAUGCUAAAUACAGUCUUAGCACAUUGCACUCCUGGUGGAAAUUUGAACUUAGCUCAGAAUGUCUUUGGAAGGAUGCUGAAAUAUGGUUUUAAAGAAGAUGGUACGUUGGCUACUAUGUCAAAUACUUACUCGGCGUUUGGUGCAUAUAAAGAUGCUGCCAAGUUCAGGAAAGCUUUCAUGGGUGAAGGAAAGACUGCUGGAACAUCAACCAUCAGGAAUGCCAGCAAUUGA